This is a messenger RNA of Hyposmocoma kahamanoa, 1542 nucleotides long. Its product is annotated as U11/U12 small nuclear ribonucleoprotein 48 kDa protein-like. The record is from RefSeq and is a predicted model, not a curated record. Bases 142 to 1542 code for a protein of 466 amino acids. Lineage: Eukaryota; Metazoa; Arthropoda; Insecta; Lepidoptera; Cosmopterigidae. The transcript is spliced from 6 exons.
UACUUUAUUAUAAUGUUAUAAUUUUUUCCAUCUUCUAAGACUGUAUUACUGUAUUAAACACCUCACUAAUUUGUGCGUAUUACGAAAUCGGGACACCGAAUAAGCUUGUUUUUUGCCUUUCACUUUUACGAUAAGAGAACCAUGGAGGCGAGGGUAAAAUAUUUGUCACAGAUAGAAGCCUAUAUCGAGGAUGUUGACAAAGAAGUGACGAUGAUUCUGCAAAGCUUACAGUGGGAUAGAAAACGUCUUUUGGAGAGUACUCCUCUAGCAGCAUGCAGGUACAAUGCGAGUCACAGAGUGCCGCAGACCUUAAAGGGUAGCCAUGAAGCCAGGUGCCUAUUGAACAGUUAUGGCUAUACUCAAGAACAUAGGCUACUGCCAGAUCCACCUGAUGACAAUGCUUCUACACUUGUUAAACUUAGUAAAGAAGACAUUAACCAAAUAAUAGAAAAUGCAGCAAAAUGUGACCCAUUAUUUAAAAGAGGAGCAGGAAUCGAGGAUGUUCAGCCACUUACAUUGGAGAGACUGCAGAGUUCCUUCACGGCGGAUGAGCGGCGGGCAAUUCACGACGCCGUCGCUAACGUCGCGCCGACUGUGCAUCAACUGUCUGACUUCACUCUCCCAGGUGGCGACGACGUGACACCGGCGCGCGAGAGGUCUCGCGUGGAGGUGCUGGCGGAGCUGCGCGACAUGAAGCGACGCCGCACAAAGUACCGCACCGCUGCGCGGACCAGCAAGUACUCGGAUGUGCUUCGCGAUGUCAUUAAAACUCAGAUGGAUUUUUACUGCGAAGCACUAGAUGUAAAUCAAUCCAAUAAACUAUCAGAAAAUUGCGUAAAUUAUGACAAUCACGAUACCACUAAAUACCAGGGAGUUACAAAUACGACGUUGACUAAAAACAAUUCUUCAUAUCGAAAAGAAAUAUCAAAGAGCACAAACCACGUGUAUGUGGAUAACAGAUAUACAAGAAAUUCUAAAGACAUUUUUUCCGAACGACCAAACCAUAAGCAUCAGGACAGUAGAAGAGAACACUAUGAUAACAGAUAUAGAAAUGACAGUUUUGAGGAUAGAAAGAGACAUGACGAUAUUAAACAUAAACGCCGUCACAAGCAAGACAGAGAUGAUCAUAGGCAAUCGAAACCCGAAAGUUACGAGUACAAAUUAGACCGCGAAAUAAAAAAGGAACCAGAGGAGUUUUCUACAGGUCAUAGUAGUAAGAGUUACCAAGGCAAAAGCUGCGAACAGUCCAAAUCUAAAUAUCGAAAUGAUAGCAAGUAUAAGGACAGACAAAGGCUGCAUUACAAAGAAUAUUAUUUCUCUAGUAGGGACUACGAUAAUGAAAGAAGUGAACCAAAUUCGAAUCCUACAAAUAGAUGUAAAGAUCGUCGCAGAAAGUCUGAAAAUGGCAAGCAUCAUGAAAGAAAACGCAAACACAACAAUGACAGAGCUAAGGAAGAUUUUUCUUUUCGAUACGACGACAUUAAACGUGAAAAGUCCGACGAUAGUGCGACAGAAGACAACGUUAAACGAAAGAAAUAUUGA